UGGGCCGGCACGGUGGGCGACAGCGUGGUGACCCCCUCGGGCUCGGCCAACGUCAUCUGGCUGACGGUGAACGAGAGCAGCCCCGGCAGCCUGCUGCUGCAGCUGUGCGACCUGCUGGCCACCACGCCGCUGCAGGGCCUGGUGUUCGAGCAGGAGCGUCCGCCUCCGCUCGACCAAGCCCCGCUGGCACCCAUGCUCGAGUUCGUCUCGGCGCAGACCGGCGUGCCCAUCGUGGCCGUGGGCGGAGGGGCGGGGCUCGGCAGAGAACCCCAGGAGAGUGGCUCCAUCUACUUGCAGUUCACGUCCUCCACUGCCCUGCAGCUGGAGGUCAUCUUCGAGGUGCUGGAGGGAUCACGACUGGGCCCGGCCUUCUCGGUGGUGUCCACGGCGCUGACUCACGAGGGAUCCCUGGACAUGGUGGAGGGCAUCACAGACGGCUCGUUCAUCGGCUGGGACAAGAAGAGCGUGGUGAUGCUCAAUCUGACCGGAGACCCAGGGGGUGUGCACACCCGCCGCAUGCUGAAGGAGAGCGAGGCCCAGGUGCGUCUGCUCUACUGCUCCCAGGAGGAGGCCGAGUUUGUCUUCCGGGCGGCCUGGGCGACCGGUCAGGCCACGCCGUCGCACCUGUGGUUCGCCGUGGGCCCGGCACUCUCUGGCCUGGGCAUGGAGGGCUUGCCCAAGGCGCUGCUGGCCGUGCGGCCCCAGGGCUGGAGGGACGAGCCGCGCCGCCGCAUCUCCAAGGGCGUGUCGGUGCUCACCCACGGCGCCAUGGCACUCCGGCGAGAGUACGGCAGCCAGCGGUGGACAGCCGCCACGACAGCGCUACAACACCGGGCGGGAACCGAGCGCAGAAAGGAUACCGGACAGGAUUGGGGUUUCCAUCUUUGGUUACCUCCUAUCCAUACCUCAUCUUUGGGGGUGCGUCUGCUCUACUGCUCCCAGGAGGAGGCCGAGUUUGUCUUCGGGCCUAGGCGUGGAUCCGGAGCCCGCGCCACCGUGCCACCUGUGCUCCUCUCUCCUCUCUCUCUAUCCCUUUGUCCCUAUCCUCUCUCUGCUCUGUUUCCACUUCAAUCUCUCAGGUUCUUUAGCAACAUAACCAUGGGUGGACGGGACUACUCUUUCAACAGCGAAGGCUACCUGGCCAAUCCCUUGCUGGACGUUGUCUGGUACUCAGCAGGGAGAGGCUGGGAGGAGGUGGGCGUUUGGGAGAACGGAGUCCUGAGGCUGCGAUACCCCCGCUGGUCCCGCGACGGUGUUUUCCUCAAGCCGCUUGACAACGCCCAGCACCUGCGUGUAGUCACGCUGGAGGAGCGGCCCUUCGUCAUCGUGGAGUCAGCCGACCCGGCAUCAGGCUGCAUCCGCGACUCCGUCCCCUGCAGACUCUCUUUCAACUCCAGUGUGGUGGCAGAGGGCACCACAUCCAUGAAGCACUGCUGCAAAGGUUUCUGCAUCGACGUCCUCAAGCGAUUGGCCAAGAUAGUGGGCUUCACCUAUGACCUGUUCUUGGUGACCAACGGCCGACACGGGAAGAACAUUAAUGGGGAGUGGAACGGAAUGGUUGGGGAGGUGGUGGCCAAGCGGGCGGACAUGGCCAUCGGCUCCCUCACCAUCAACGAGGAGAGGUCAGAGGUCGUGGAGUUCUCGGUGCCCUUCGUAGAGACGGGGAUCAGUGUCAUGGUCUCUCGCAGCAAUGGCACUGUCUCGCCCUCAGCCUUUUUGGAACCCUACAGUCCGGCGGUGUGGGUGAUGAUGUUUGUCAUGUGCCUGUCGGUCGUCGCGGUGACCGUGUUCCUGUUCGAGUUCUUCAGUCCGGUUGGCUACAACCGCAGUCUGCAGAAUGGCAAGAAGGCGGGAGGCUCCAAGUUCACCAUAGGCAAGUCGGUGUGGCUGCUGUGGGCCCUGGUGUUUAAUAACUCGGUGCCAGUGGAGAAUCCUCGGGGCACCACCAGCAAGAUCAUGGUUCUGAUCUGGGCCUUCUUCGCUGUCAUCUUCCUCGCCAGCUACACAGCCAACCUGGCUGCUUUCAUGAUCCAGGAGGAAUACAUCGACACUGUGUCAGGGCUCAGUGACAAAAAGUUCCAGCAUCCCACCGAUCAGUACCCGCCUCUGCGCUUCGGCACCGUCCCCAACGGCAGUACGGAGGAGAACAUCCGCAGCAACUAUCCCAACAUGCACCAGUACAUGGUCCGCAACAACCAGAGAGGGGUGGAGGAGGCCAUCGACAACCUGAAGACAGGCAAACUGGACGCCUUUAUAUACGAUGCAGCCGUGCUGAACUACAUGGCAAGGAGGGACGAUGGCUGCAAGGUAAUGACCAUCGGCUCGGGGAAGGUGUUUGCGACCACGGGCUACGGCCUCGCCCUCAGCAAGAACUCCCGCUGGAAACGACCCCUGGACCUGGCCCUGCUGCAGCUGGUGGGAGACGAUGAGAUUGACAUGCUCGAGCGUCUGUGGCUGUCUGGGAUCUGCCAUAAUGACAAGAUCGAGGUCAUGAGCUCCAAGCUGGAUAUAGACAACAUGGCCGGCGUGUUCUACAUGCUCUUAGUGGCCAUGGGCCUUAGCCUGCUGGUGUUCGCCUGGGAGCAUCUCGUCUACUGGAAGCUACGGCACUGCUUCGGUCGCAAAGGCGGACUGGACUUUUUGUUGGCCUUUAGCAGGGGUAUGUACAGUUGCUGUAAUUUCGAGGACGAGACAGCUCCUGCAGGCUCCCAAGGCACGCUUCCUCAGUAUCACCACGUGUCUACGGUACCUCCGCCGCCUCCACCCCAUGUGAUCGCUACAGGCGUAGCCAACACGUCUAUGGCUAUGGCCACACAACAGCAGCAACAGCAAAAACAUCACCAGCAGCAACAGCAACAACCGCAGCCUGUGUACAAUGCCCUGCUUCCUGGAUCCCCUCCAGCCACAGUGCAUUCUGGGAUGGCCCUUGGACCAUCCAACAGUCCCAUUUUGGGGGCACCCAUGCCUUGCUCAACGUUUCUCCCGCGCCACGACCGCAGACUGGCCGUGGUGGACCGCUGGACUCGCCCCAAGGUAGGCCCUGAGAAGUCCAUUGCUGUAAGCAGUGGGAUCACGGAGCUCUCACAGUUCCCACAAGGCAUUGCGCCACACUGGGCAGGAGCCGAAAGAAGCCUGGAUGAAUAUAAGCGCUAUUACGGUCCCAUUGAUCCUGAAGGCUUAGGAGCUUCUGCAGAGCCACAGACGGCUACAGCCCAGACCCCGAAGUCUGCCCAAAGAGGAACGAAAUCUUCUGGAAAUCCACGGCUACCUCCCAAAGUCCCACCACCUAAGCUGGCCUUGCACGGUUCGCCUCCUCGGCCAGGUUUGUUCUGGAGGAGAAGCAGCCUCUCCAAGAGGAAAGGCUCCGGAGGGCCUCUUUAUGAGAACAUCCUGCCUCUGGGAAGGAGAGGUGGAGGGCGGAACGGAUUGAGGGAAGGAGGUGGACGAAGAGGCCGUCGUCCUCCUCCCAUUCCACUCCCGGUGCCCGUCCCACUCUCCUCUCCUACUCAGACCCCUCCGUCUCCCUCUCCUUCGUUAUGUUACACCACCUCCGCCUCCACCACUUCUAGCACGUCGUCCUCCUCUUCAUCCGGUUCCCUCUCCCGAUCCAACUCCCCUUCCUCUUCUUCGUCCUAUACGUCGUCACAGAGUUUUCGGUACAGAAGUGGCACAGUGAGGGAUAUCUUUGAGGAUUACGACACUGAUGAGCUGACGGAAGAGUCCAGCCUGCUGCUGGGGAGAAGGAAGGGUCGCUCUCGCAUGUCGUCUCGCUCGCUUCCCUGCAGCCCCCCUCCUCCACCUGUACCGCCGCGCAAACCGCGCCAGUCGCGGGACAGUGGCCGCGACAGAACUGGCAGCCAGCUGGCACAACUACAGGAGUGGUGGGCGUCUUGGGGAGAGAAGGAGAGGGGCAGAAGAACAGCCGAAAGGAGGAGGAGGGGAGGAGGAGAAGACAGGGAGGAGAAGCGCCACCACAAAGAAAGGGAGCGCGAGAGGAAGAGAAGGAAGAAAGGCAGGAAGAAGAAGAAGAGAGAAGAGCGCGAAAGGGAGCGGGAGCGUAAACGGCGCAAGGCUAAGAAAAAGAGGAAGAAAGAGGAGAAGAGAAGAGAAAGGGAUCGGCGACCUGAGCAGGCCGAGCUAACGAUCGACAGGAAAGAGGAGUAUGAAAAAAGGAUGUCUCAAGAUUACUCCUACCCUGCCUUGAGGCGCAGCUCAUUCCGUAAGAAAAGCGAAAGCUCCAGCAGAAGUUACGACUGGGACAUAUCAAGAGAUGAGAUCAGACGCGACAGGGUGGAAGAUCGUGGCGAUGACGGGGAUGAUGGCAGAGGAAGGGAAAGGCACAGGAGCCCUCCAUCUCAUCACUCCAGGCAGCGAACCCAAGACAAGCGAUAUCCAUCCGCCAGCAAACCCACAACUGCAGUCAAGUUCUGGGGAAGUGGGAACCCCACACAUGCUCCAUCUUCUUCUUCGCUUUUACCGCUUCUCCCUCUGUCCUCCAAACGGCGGAAAUCUAUCACCAGUGAGAGAGAGGGCAGAGUGAGGGGAGGGGAAAGUCGCCCCCUGCUGGGGAGGAAUGGCAGGAACCGGGCACGAUCAAGGGAAGGCAUAUCACUGCAUGAGUGGGAUUCGGAUGCGGAGGAUGAGGACAACGAAUCUGAGGUGGAAGGGGGGAGAGUAAGAGGAGAGGAUCGAGGUCGGAGACGUGAAGGAAGGGGGAUUGAGUCGGAGUCAGAGAGGAGUCGGGAACGAGAGAAGACCAUUGAGAUAUAUACAGACGACGAAGGCUCUUCGGGAGAGUUCGGGAAGUUUGAGAGGUACUGGGAGGGUCACGAAGAAAGAGCUGUUGGAGGUAUUGGUGGUGGAGGGUGGUUCUUUGGCACUUACCCUGCCCGUGAAAAAGGAGGCAGCAUUAACAGCCGAGACGACUCUUUUGUGGGAUGGGGGCCAGGAGAGAGCAGCUGGGGGAUCGGAAGCAGCUCAAAUCGGUGGCCACCGCCACCGCUGACUCCCCCACCUCCACGCAGAUACUGGUCUGUGGACAAGCUACCAGUCAAGAGCGAAAAGAAAGUGAAGAACAGGUCCCAGGACAACAGCAGGGGCCACACCGCUUGCAGCUGCCACUCCCCACGCCAUCAGGGGAAGUCCCACUCCAAUUGGAGCAGGGUGACCUCUCGGAGUCAGGAGGACCUACACCCUCACUGCCAGAGCAGCAGCAGCAGUACCCGGCCCAAGCACCAGGCGUCCAAACCCGAUCGGGCCCAAGGCCAAGCCAAGAGUGGGAGCCAGUUGAACCUCAGUGUCCAGAGGCCGCAGCGGUCGGACGGUCGCGGCACGCGGCAGCCCUCGCCUCCCCAGGCUCUGAUCACCCCGCUGAUGCCCCCGUCGCUCCCGGCGCUCCCUCCGCCGCCCUCAUCCUCCCACCCCAUCCACGUCCCGCCGCCCACGUCCUCCUCGUCCGUCUCAUCCCCGUCAGUGGUCUCCUCGACGCCCGGGGCACCCCAGCCCUCCUCCAUGUCGUCAUCGAGCGCCAAACUGCAGUACCAGAGACUGCGGUCGGCGCCGAACGUUCCAGUCCCCGCACCUCCCCCUGAAAACCAAGAGCUUGUGCUCUCGGCGGGGGUCGGCUCACUUCUCCAGUGUGGAGAGCGAGGUGUGAGGGCACCGCGGCAGACCUGGACUUACUUAUUCUCGCGUAAUGCCGCAAACUGUGAAACAACAACAACAUGGGGCUGCACUGAAGGAACGACCUGUGCUCUCCUUGCUUCCUUUUGUAGACCCUGUCUUUUUUGGGGGUACUCGAGAGGGGAGUGGGGGCACAUCUGUUCCUGGAACCAGGAAAAAAAAGGAAGAGAAGAAGAAAGGAGGAAAGAAUGAAAGAAAGAAAGAAAGAAAGAAAGAAAGAAAGAAAGAAAGAAGAUAACUCUUACUGCUACACUGACAAACUUUCUCAGUGUUUGUGUUGGAUCCCACUACGGGGAUCACUGCUACAGGUCUCUCAGGAUUUAAAGCAAUGGGUUUGAUUAAUCCUGAUGAAUGUUAUUAAUCUUAAAAGAGUUGAGGGCUCAGGAAUUUGUGCGGACCUCUUGACAGAAAAGUCAGAGGCUAAUGGCCUCUUUCGUCAAACUCUUCGCCCUACUUUCUUUUUGCCCAAGUCUUUACUCUUACUCCCCUCCAAACUGUGAUCUCUGACAUUUCCUUGUGUGUAUUUAUUUGCUAUCUCUAGGGAAGGGACCAUUAGGAAAUAGUAGCAGUUUAUUGGUUUCUUUUUUCUUUUGCUUUUUUCUUCUCUAUAGAGCAUUUCUCUGUGUCCUCCUCACCUCCCUCCCUCUCUCUAUCCCUCCAUCUGGCACCUCUGCGUCUGUGUCACCGUGUUUGUAUUCCUACAGGGUAAAUCAGCUGUGACUGAUCUUUUACUGGCUUUUUCAAGCUGAGUGCCAAACUUGAGUGGAGCUUACAUUCAGAGCUAUUAUAUCUCAUAUCUGAUAUCGCCAUAUCUCUUUUCACAUGCCCUUGUCUGAGCAAUACAUGAUCAACUACUGACUUCAUACACAAUGCAUCUAUUUUAUAUUUAAAGGUUAUUUUAGUAUAUGUGUGUCCUGUAAUGAGAUCAGUGUCUUGAUUUAUCGAAAGAAUAUAAGCACUGUGCUGUACAUUACUGGGGUGCACAAUUAUGAUAAAAAAAAAAAACUACCUAGAGUCUGAGGCGGCCUUCCCCCUAAUGUCCGAAUGUACCUGUAGCCAUGACGACGCAGUGUGCUGCAACAAAGAAGACACUUUAAGAACAAAUCAGAUGGGGGUGAAUACUUUCUGAGUAGAUGCCAGACUGGAUUGUCCGUGACAACACUUAAGGGCAAAGACGUCAGGGCUAGCCAUAUAGCAGCAUUACUGUGUGUGCUCCGAUGUCAAUAUUAAGGAGUUAAAGACUUAACAUUUUCAGUGAGCGAUAAGCAGGAGAGCGCACUGUUUACAGUCGAUCACUGUGUUUUUUCUCAUGUUUUUAAUAGCUGCUCUGUAUAUGAUCUUUGUCUUUGUUAGCUUUCUGUGUGAUCUCCAUGUGUGCUUUUUGCAAGUUAGCUUGAGCUGUGACAGUUGCAACUAGGAUGAUGUAGAAGCAAGCAGUCCUUUUUGGUUGUUUUACAUACAAUAUAUAUUUUUUUAUUAUAUUGUAUUCAUGAAAGGUUUCAGUGACCCAUCUGCCAUUACUUCUGGAGAGAUCUAUCUGACUGAUAUAUUUUAUGGUUACUUUAAUGCAUUCAUGAGUAGCAGGAACACUGGACAAUCCCAGUCCUUUGUGUAUGUAUGUAAGGCCAAGAGGAAGGAUAUAUAUAUUGAACUUUUCAAUGCAAUGAAAAGUCCAGAGAGUGUAACCUCAAGUGAUCUGUGCCAUCGGCUAACCUACUCAAGACACAAGGCAAUCUCACAUGAUGCCCUGUGAACCUCAGUCAGGGGUCAAAUGAAAAUGGAUCAAAUAUCUACAGUUUGACUUGUAAUGCAAAGAACUAUUUAGGUUAUUUUUGUAAAGAAAUUACAUAUAUGAAAUGUAUGGUAUCCUUCUUCAUGAAGUGUUUGCACACCCAUGGUAGAACACUGAAUUGUCGAGCAUUACCUGACUACUUGUGUUCACCAUCUGAAUUGACUGUGAAAAAUUAUAAGGGCCUAUGUUUCUUGAUGUGCAAUCUCCUUACAUAGAUAUUUCAAGUGUUUGUGUCUGGAGAUACAACUCUGAAUUAGCAUUUUAUUUUCUUUACCAGCAAAAAUCAUCGUAAACAAUCCUUGAAAUUGUUUCUAUUUGUUUGUUUGUUUGUUUGUUUGUUUUUUUUCUGAUGAUUAGAUGGAAACAUGUACUUGGUAGUGGUGGAUGACCAAAUGAUUGAAUUUAGUUCAUUUCACGUCUGCUUUUGACUGUAACUGAGCCAUACUAAGCUUACUAUAUUGUAUGCUGAGAUUUUUAAUGAAUAACAUUGCAGGGAGUGUUUAAUAAUCCAAGCAUCGAACCGUAACAUCAAGAUAUACUUGAUUAUCACAAACAGCAUCUAAUUCUCCCCUAGACCAGCUUGUCAAUGAGAUCUGUAAGGAGUUUCUAUAAGGAGAUUAUGUUGGAUCUUUAUUCAACUCAGCAUUGUAGAUAAGAUCUGCUUACAAGUGCUUCUCCACAUCUUAAACACCUUAAACCAAUGCAGAUAAUCAGUUGUUAGAGGGAAAUGACACAGAUAUUAUUAAAAAGUAUUAGUACAAAUUGGAUCAUGGUAUGUUAUAAUAUGUGGAGGUAUUGCCAUAGAGUAUGUCUUGAUGUCACUGUCAGAUGUCUGGACUCAAAAUGCCCCCUUUGCAACAUUUGAUUGUGGUGCAAUAGUUGUCUGAAUUUCUUUCUAUAUAGAUGUACCUCAUAUAAAUGUGUUUGUGAAGUUUUGGGUAGCAAUAGAAGAAAAAAAAUAGAUGUGAUGCUUUAAAAUAUAAUUUCUCUAUGUAAUCAAGAAGCCAGAUUUAAAAGCUGAAGAAUGGGUAUGAUUCCAUGCUUGCAUGGUUCCCUCAGAAAAGGAUCACCCCAAUCCUUAAAUCGAGAGCAAGUAGAACAUCUUUGACAUUUUAUUUAAAUUUUGGCCUCACAAGAAAGUCAAUGAAUGCUUUAUGUGUUCAAGAUGUCCUAGACCAGCUUGUCACGUGACCGUAAAUGGGCCAAGUAACAUGAAACCCCCUCUAAUCUGACUGAAUCCAAGGAAAGUGUACCCUAAAAAAUAUCUCCCCAGUCCUAUAGCUUACCGUCUAUUUGUGUUAUUAGUGUCUGCGGCCGUGAGUUUUCUAUUAUGUGUGGCUAUUUCUGUCAUCUCUAUAACAGCAUAAAUAUAGUAUUAUAAUAAUAUAUUUCAAAGAUAUACAAUAUGUUUGUCAACAAAAAUUUAUUAUUAAUGACAAAAUAUGUCUUUUUUGUCUCCGCGUCCGUCCGUGUUUCCCUCGUCUCAAGACACACACACACACACACACACACACACACACACACACACACACACACACACACACACACACACACACACACACACACACACAC
Molecule: messenger RNA, 9046 nt
Organism: Alosa alosa (allis shad)
Lineage: Eukaryota; Metazoa; Chordata; Actinopteri; Clupeiformes; Clupeidae
Gene: grin2da
Product: glutamate receptor, ionotropic, N-methyl D-aspartate 2D, a
Biological process (GO): excitatory postsynaptic potential; monoatomic ion transport; synaptic transmission, glutamatergic
Cellular component (GO): plasma membrane; postsynaptic membrane; NMDA selective glutamate receptor complex
Molecular function (GO): transmitter-gated monoatomic ion channel activity involved in regulation of postsynaptic membrane potential; NMDA glutamate receptor activity
Source: RefSeq, a predicted model, not a curated record